This is a messenger RNA of Oryzias melastigma (Indian medaka), 1905 nucleotides long. RefSeq names its product branched chain keto acid dehydrogenase E1 subunit alpha (gene bckdha). Gene Ontology annotation, molecular function: oxidoreductase activity, acting on the aldehyde or oxo group of donors, disulfide as acceptor. The record is from RefSeq and is a predicted model, not a curated record. The transcript has 8 exons. NCBI's taxonomy places the organism in Eukaryota, Metazoa, Chordata, Actinopteri, Beloniformes, Adrianichthyidae. Gene Ontology annotation, biological process: branched-chain amino acid catabolic process. The coding region runs from base 193 to 1536 and encodes 447 amino acids.
UAAAACUAGCUUUAUUUUGGAAGCGUCAAAGCUCAGUGGUUAUUAUGUCUAACUUGGCGGCUCUUUUAAAGCGAUUGGGCUUGGGAUGUGUGAUUAUUGAUGAGAGUGAUUAGCAUUUCAGAGUCAUUUGGUCUUUUCCGUACAAAUCUACUCCGUAUUUUCCUUUUUAAUCGUCCUCCGUCGUGAGUCCAGAUGGCGGCUGUUAGCAGCAUGGGUAAAAUGUACGGGCUGUGUUUCCAUGCUGCUCGUCAAACAGCUGGAGUGAAGGCAUCCAGGCUCCUUCAUCGCAGAGCCUUCAGAAUCAGCGCCGUGCACCAGCAGCAGCCCUUUGACUCGUCCUUGGAGAAGCCUCAGUUCCCUGGAGCCUCGGCGGAGUUUGUGGACCACCUGGAGUUCAUCCAGCCGAACGUUAUCUCCGGGAUCCCAGUGUAUCGUGUGAUGGACAGGCAGGGGAACAUCAUCAACCCCUCUCAAGACCCUCAGCUCUCCAAAGAGACUGUUUUGAACUUUUAUCAGAAGAUGACGCUGCUGAACACAAUGGACCGCAUUCUUUAUGAAUCCCAGAGACAGGGACGAAUCUCCUUCUACAUGACUAACUACGGAGAGGAGGGCACCCACAUUGGCAGCGCUGCGGCCCUUGAGCCAACAGACAUGGUAUUCGGUCAAUACAGAGAGGCUGGCGUGCUGAUGUACCGCGGUUUCUCGCUGGAUCUUUUUAUGGCUCAGUGUUACGCCAACGCCGACGACCUUGGCAAGGGCCGCCAGAUGCCCGUCCACUAUGGCUGCAAGGACCUCAACUUCGUCACCAUCUCGUCUCCGCUGGCGACGCAGAUCCCUCAAGCGGCCGGAGCGGCGUACGCGCUCAAGAGGGAAAACCUGAACCGCGCCGUCGUCUGUUACUUUGGCGAGGGGGCGGCCAGCGAGGGCGACGCACACGCCGGCUUUAACUUCUCCGCCACCCUGGAGUGCCCGCUGAUAUUUUUCUGCCGCAACAACGGCUACGCCAUCUCCACCCCCACCAACGAGCAGUACCGAGGAGACGGCAUCGCUGCUCGUGGUCCCGGUUAUGGAAUGCUGUCCAUCCGCGUGGACGGUAACGACGUGUUUGCCGUGUACAACGCGACAAAGGAAGCGCGCCGCAGGGCUGUGGCCGAGAACCAGCCCUUCCUGAUCGAGGCCAUGACCUACAGAAUCGGUCACCACAGCACCAGCGACGACAGCUCGGCCUACCGCUCGGUGGACGAGGUGAACUACUGGGACAAGCAGGACCACCCCAUCUCCAGGCUGAGGCACUACAUGACGGCCCGCGGCUGGUGGAGCGAGGACGACGAGCGGACCUGGCGGAAGCAGUCCCGCAAAACCGUGAUGGAGGCGUUCGAGCGGGCCGAGCGGCGCCUGAAGCCCAACCCCGAGCUGCUGUUCACCGACGUGUACCUGGAGAUGACGCCCGGCCUGAGCAAGCAGAGGGAUUCCAUGUGGAGGCACGUGCAGCAGUACAAAGAGCACUACCCCCUCGACCUGUACGAGAAGCAGUGAGCGGCGGGACGGUUUCUCUGGAGUUCUGGGAGUGGGGACUGACAGGAAAGUGGAGUUUGAUGCACAAAAGCUCUCAUAAAUAACCGGUUUUCCACUUUGUUUGGUGCCUUAAGAUGAAUAAAAAUGUAGAUCUUUUACAGAAAACUUCUAGAAUAAUAAAACUUGCCCAAACACCGUGACCGCCGUUAAAGUAAAUAUGCAAAAACAGGUUUUGGUUCCUCCUGCCGGGUUCUCUUUAUGUUCCUCAGUCUGUGUUUUUUUAACUGUAAUCCUUCAGAAUGCCGUGUUUUUAGAGGACUGUUACUAAGGAUCCACUAAAAGAAACUGUUUAGCUUUGAUUGUUUUGUUGAAAAUAAAUCAUAAAAUGUU